CCCAGAGACUGGAUUUUCAGUUGCCGUCGAUCUAGGCUGCGGGAGAAGGAGGGGGACGUACGUAGCUGACGAGCGAUCUUGAAAUGAACUGGCCUAGCUAUGUCAUCUGCAAUGAUCGCCGCUGUUGCCUUUGCUCCGUCGUCCGCAUGCUGCAUCAACUGAGAAGCCCUUUGUCGACGAUGUAAGUGUUUUUACCAAUCAAUAAAGUCGCCACGAUGGUUUUCCCUAAAAAAAAACUGGAAAGCCUUCGUCGUGACGCCGAAGACGGACAAAAACACAUUUCGGCAUGGGUAGCCUGACGAGGAGCACGUGCGGCGGCGGAGACGAGUCGGCCUCCUCGCAGCAGCUGGCCCUGUAUUAUGCCACAGAUGGGCCUGGAGCAAAUUCAGCCCAUCCCAAAGCCGGCCCAGGUUAUUGUCCUUCUUUACGCCUUCCGGAGCACGCUCGCGUAAACUUGGGAUGCUAUCACGCAUCGCAUCGCUGUGAAGUGACAACCGUUCGCCCGGCGUCUGAAACGUCUCCGGCUGCCCGGCGUCUGAAAGCAGCAGUCAGUCAAUCACACACCCUCGUCGUCACGCCUGACGAACAGAAGGAACAAACACCAGAUCCAAAGCAGCCAUUAAAACCCCACCGCAAACACACACUCGACCAGCACAGACAGAAUCACAGCAGCAGCAGCAACCAAUGGCGGCGGCGGCGGCGGAAGAGGGGCGGCUGAAGCUGCUGGGGUUCUGGUCGAGCCCGUUCGUGCUCCGGACACGCUACGCGCUCAACCUGAAGGGCAUCCCUUACACGAACGUCGAGGAGGACCUCUUCGGCGCCAAGAGCGAGCUCCUCCUCGCCGCCAACCCGGCCCACGGCGGGAAGGUGCCGGCGCUCCUCCUCCCCGACGGCAGGUCCGUCUCCGAGUCAUUAAUCAUCGUGGAGUACCUCGACGAGGCGUUCCCGGGGACCCCGCCGCGGCUCCUCCCCUCCGACCCGCACCGCCGCGCGACGGCGCGGUUCUGGGCGGCACACGUCGACGGCGCGCUGCUGCCCGCCUGGAUCCCGCUCUACGGCGGGAGCACGGCCGAGGAGCGCGUCGAGGCGGCGCGGCGGGUCGUCGGGGUCCUGGAGACGUUCGAGGGGGUGCUGCGGCGUGGGGAUUGCUGUUCCUCCGGCGAGGAGGAAGAAGGGGGAUUUGGAUUCUUCGGCGGGGACAGCGUCGGGCUCGUGGACGUGGUGCUUGGCGGGUUCAUCGGGUGGCUGCGCGCGUCGGAGGCCAUGUGCGGGGUGAAGACGAUCGAGGACGGCAGCCGGACGCCGCUGCUGGCGGCGUGGGCGGAGCGGUUCGCCGCGCUCGAGGGCGUCAGGGAGAUCCUGCCGGAGGUGGGGAGGCUGGUGGAGUACAACCAGAUGAAGCGGGCUCUCCGCGGGCUGCCGUUCCUGCCGCCCCAUCAGCAGCAGUAAGCAAAAGGAAAGUAAGCAAACAGGUCUCAUACAUACACAGGAAUACUGUAUCUCUGCAUUGUGAUCGGGAUUCCGAAAUAAAUAAUCGAGCAUUGAGACCUGUUUCUGUCAA
Messenger RNA from Brachypodium distachyon (stiff brome), 1561 nucleotides. RefSeq names its product probable glutathione S-transferase GSTU6. The record is from RefSeq and is a predicted model, not a curated record. Gene Ontology annotation, molecular function: glutathione transferase activity. The coding region runs from base 685 to 1449 and encodes 254 amino acids. The transcript has a single exon. NCBI's taxonomy places the organism in Eukaryota, Viridiplantae, Streptophyta, Magnoliopsida, Poales, Poaceae. Gene Ontology annotation, cellular component: cytoplasm. Gene Ontology annotation, biological process: glutathione metabolic process.